CGUUGAAAAAUAAAAAAUUAAAGUCAAAGAAGAAAAAGGAAAAAAUGAAGAAUAAAAAUCCAUUUGAAUAUCAAACAAUGUCCGAUGAAGAUGAUGAUGAUGAUGAAGAAGAAGAAAGUUGUGAUGGUAAUUCAUCUGAUCGUAAUGUAAACAUUGAAAAUAAUCAAACAACAACAACGACACAACAACAACAAUUAUCGAUAAAUAAUCAUUGUCAUGAUUUACAAAUGGAUAAUAAUCAACGAAAAUUUGCUCGACAAGCAAUGAUAAAAUUGAUUAUAACACUUAUAAUCAGUAUGAUGUUUAUGAUAAUUGAAAUCGUUGGUGGUUAUCUAUCACAUAGUUUGGCAAUAUUUACAGAUGCUGCACAUUUAUUUAGUGAUCUAAUAAGUUUUGCAAUUAGUUUGAUUGCUAUUUAUUUGGCACAAAAAUCACCAACACGUUCAAAAUCAUUUGGUUAUUUACGUUUAGAAGUUAUCGGUGUACUAUUUAGCGUUUUCUUGAUAUGGUUUCUGACCGGUCUUCUUAUAUAUUUUGCAAUCAAUCGUAUUAUUUCGAAUGAAUUUGAAAUUGAUUCAAUAACAAUGAUGACAGUAUCAUCGAUUGGUUUAGCAUUUAAUCUUGUAAUGUGGUUAACAUUAUCAUCAAAAUGUUGUUGCCAUAGUAUUAAUGAUGAAAAAGAAGAUCAAGAAACAAAUGGACAUCAUCAUUCACAUAAUCAUAAUCAACAUAAUCAUCAACAACAUGGUCAUUCACAUAUAAAUAUGAAUGUUCGUGCAGCUAUUUUACAUAUAAUUGGUGAUUGUAUACAAUCAAUUGGUGUUAUAAUAGCAUCGAUUAUAAUACAUUUUCGUCCGGAUUGGAAAUUAGCUGAUCCAAUUUGUACAUUAUUAUUUGCCGGAUUAGUAUUCACUACAACAUAUUCAAUAAUGAAAGAUAGUCUUCAUAUUCUGAUGGAAGGUUUUCCAAAUGAAUAUCAAUAUGAACAGGUUAAACAAAUGUUAUUGGAACAAAUUCCCGGUGUAAAAAAUGUACAUUCAUUACAUAUUUGGUCAUUAACACAUGGUCGUAAUGUAUUGGCUGUACAUUUGACUGUUGAUUAUCCAGAUGAUGAUAAUACCGAUGAUCAUAAUGACCGUAAUCAAUUUGAAUUGAUAAGAGAAAAAGCUGAAAUAUUGAUACGAAGUAAAUUACAAAUAUCAUUGACAACCAUACAGAUUGAAUAUCAUCGACCUGAUAUGAUUCAAAAUUGUAGCCAUUGUAUUGGACCGAAAACAUAAAGACACAAAUAAGAUACAAUAAUAA
This is a messenger RNA of Dermatophagoides pteronyssinus (European house dust mite), 1305 nucleotides long. Its product is annotated as proton-coupled zinc antiporter SLC30A2-like. Gene Ontology annotation, biological process: zinc ion transmembrane transport; response to zinc ion. Gene Ontology annotation, cellular component: plasma membrane. Gene Ontology annotation, molecular function: zinc ion transmembrane transporter activity. The record is from RefSeq and is a predicted model, not a curated record. Lineage: Eukaryota; Metazoa; Arthropoda; Arachnida; Sarcoptiformes; Pyroglyphidae.